Messenger RNA from Symbiodinium natans, 663 nucleotides. The record is from the annotation of a GenBank genome assembly. NCBI's taxonomy places the organism in Eukaryota, Dinophyceae, Suessiales, Symbiodiniaceae.
AUGGCUUCACGUAGGCCGCGCUGGUGGCUCUGCUUGGUGCUGGCUUGCCUGGCUUGUGAGCAAUGCUUCUUCGAUUUCUUUGCCAAUCAGGAUCCUGGUUCCUCCGUCAACAAGACCGGGGUGAAGACUGGCAGCUACAGCCACUUGAAGCUCUUAAAACGGCUUCGAAAAGUAACGGCAACAGACCGGUCGUGGAAGGAGUAUUGCAAGCAGACAGGCUACGCAUCCACUUCGGACAUGCCAGAAGAUGUGCUGGAAAACUUUGUUCUGAAUCCGGUGCAUCAUCCAGCAGAUUGCUUGUCAGCAUUCGCGUGUGAAGCGAGACUUCCGAAAGUGUCGACUGACUUCGAGGACGAUGAACUGGAACUGGGCGGCUUCAUGGACUCGAACCUCUAUGGUUUGGUCAAGAGUGAGAAAGAGCAGCAGGCGGAACAAGAAAAGCGGGUUCUCCAGAUCACGGCUUUCAUUCGUGAUCCCAAGAAAGCCGAGUUGUGGCGAACAUUUUGCCUAGAAGCCUCGGAUCCGGACGAUGAGGAGUCCAGAGCAGUCAGGGCUGAGAUGGCAGCCAGGAGUGACCUGGGACGUCGAAAAACUGCCUUAGAAUCUUGGCUGGAUGCAGAGACAGGGAAGGCACCACCAAGUGGAAACAAAUGGGGGGUUUGA